GCGGCACCGGCGGCGAUGGAGCCAACGGCGGCCCUGAACGAGAGCUCGGCAGCGGUCCCCUGGCUGCCCGCCCGCGCCGGCAACGCCUCGCUGGAGCUGGCGUCGCGGCCCCCCGCGCCCACAGCCAUCAACCCCUGGGACGUGAUGCUGUGUGUCUCCGGCACUGCCAUCGCCUGCGAGAACGCCAUCGUGGUGGCCAUCAUCUGCUACUCGCCCACCCUGCGCACCCCCAUGUUUGUGCUCAUCGGAAGCCUGGCCACUGCCGACCUGCUGGCUGGGAUAGGUCUCAUCCUCAACUUUGUUUUUCAGUAUGUGAUCCGUUCUGAGACUGUCAGCCUCCUCACCGUGGGCUUCCUCGUUGCCUCCUUCGCCGCCUCUGUGAGUAGCCUGCUAGCCAUCACGGUCGACCGUUACCUCUCCCUCUACAAUGCUCUCACCUACUACUCAGAGAGGACGGUGCUGUGCAUCCACACUAUGCUGGUGUGCACCUGGGGGGUCUCCCUCUGCUUGGGGCUGCUACCAGUCCUGGGCUGGAACUGCCUCCAUGACCGCGCUGCGUGCAGCGUUGUCAGACCCUUGACCAAGAGCAAUGUGACUCUGCUGUCUGCCUCUUUCUUUCUCAUUUUUAUCAUCAUGCUCCAUCUUUACAUUGAAAUCUGUAAAAUAGUUUGCAGACAUGCCCAUCAGAUAGCUCUCCAGCAACAUUUUCUGACUGCAUCACACUAUGUUGCUACCAAAAAGGGAGUGUCUACUCUUGCUAUAAUUCUUGGGACUUUUGGAGCAAGCUGGCUACCUUUUGCCAUCUACUGUGUGGUUGGGGAUCCCGACUACCCUUCCGUGUACACUUACGCCACGCUUCUACCUGCUACCUACAACUCUAUGAUCAAUCCUAUUAUUUAUGCCUACAGAAACCAAGAAAUUCAGAGGUCCAUGUGGGUUCUCUUCUGUGGCUGCUUUCAGUCUAAAGUGUCCUUUCGCUCCCGGUCCCCUAGUGAUGUCUGAGUGACUUUUCUUUUUGUAGUACUGCACCAAGUGACAAUCCACUUAGUGAAUUAUUACAGUGCCUGUUAUAAACUUCAAACUCUGUUGUGAAGUCAUUGAAAACAUGCUUAAAUAUUAGCACUUUAUACAUGUUUGUAUCUUUGAAAGUGUUCAGGGUAUAAACUUUUCAGUUCUGUGAGAAAAAAAAAAUGUGGUUGUACAUAAAUUUGCACAUCACAUUUGUAAAGUGAAAAUGUUCUGAUACUGCUUAAUUAUAGCACCUUAUUUCUAGCUGCUGAUCUGCCAAAACAGUGUUGCCUUUCUGAAGGGCAGAGAGAAAGAAAGUUGUUUUUUGUGUUAUAUUUGUACCUAUGUAUGUGCUGGUGGGAGGGAAUGUAUGUGUGAACGUGUGCAAUACCUUGCUGCAUAAUAUUGAUAAAUUAUAACAUUUUGUACACAAAUAAAAACGUUUAAGAUUAAAAAAAUAAUAAUAAAACAAAAAGUGUGUUCAUAUGAUUUUAGAAAUAAGCGAGAUGGAAAAUUUUCCAGGUAAGCAAAGUUCCUUUGUUUACUUUUGAAAGUUUACCAUGUAAUUCCACUUAAAAACAUCAUCAUUUACUAUGGAGAUGAAAUAUUGUACCAAGAAAGGAACCUUUCUGCUUGCGUGUUUGUUUGCUCUCUUCUUCUCUCUGGUAAAGAGAGAGCAAAGAAGAGAACAACCUCACUUUUACUCUCUACUGAAAAAGUAACAAAAGACUCAGGUAAGUAGGCUACUAAUCACAAUUAUUCUCCAGGCUUCCUGUAGCUUUCAUUUUCAAUUUAUAAGCUAGCCAUUUAUGACAAUGUCUUAUUCAAAAGUUAUUAAACUACAGGGGGAAAUCAAACUCAAAGCUGUGCUCUUUUUAUAGUCUAACAUUCCAGGGUAAAAAAAAAAAAAGAGAGAGAGAAAAAAGAAAAAAGUCUCCUUUCCUAAAAGCCUGUAUAACACCAUAAUAAACUGACUUUCCUUAUCAUCUGCAGUUCUGUGGG
Messenger RNA from Coturnix japonica (Japanese quail), 2010 nucleotides. RefSeq names its product G protein-coupled receptor 6 (gene GPR6). NCBI's taxonomy places the organism in Eukaryota, Metazoa, Chordata, Aves, Galliformes, Phasianidae. Gene Ontology annotation, molecular function: G protein-coupled receptor activity. Gene Ontology annotation, biological process: G protein-coupled receptor signaling pathway. The record is from RefSeq and is a predicted model, not a curated record. Gene Ontology annotation, cellular component: membrane.